This is a messenger RNA of Linnemannia hyalina, 927 nucleotides long. The record is from the annotation of a GenBank genome assembly. NCBI's taxonomy places the organism in Eukaryota, Fungi, Mortierellomycota, Mortierellomycetes, Mortierellales, Mortierellaceae.
AUGUCACCAUCAAAACGUCUCUUUGUCUUUGACUUUGACUGGACCCUAAUCGACUCUGAUUCAGACUACUUUGUCUUUGAACAUCUGAGUGCAGAGCUUUCCAAGAUUCAGCUCGACUCCAUCGGAAAAGUCCAAUGGACCGAUCUCCAGCAACGUCUGUUAGGAGAGCUGUUUGACCGCGGUGUCAGCAGAGAGGACAUUGAGCGAACCCUGGCCAGCAUCCCCUUUGCCCCAGAGAGAAUCGAGGCCUUGAAGCUGAUGAAGGAGCAGGGCUCGGACUUGUACGUCCUCUCCGAUGCGAACACCGUCUACAUUGAAACCAUCCUCAAGGCGUACAACAUUGACAACCUGUUCACAGGACUCCUCACCAACCCUGCAUCAUUCGACUCCAGAGGCCGUCUCAAUGUCACCCGGUACCACGGUCUCGACAAACAACCCCACAAUUGCCCCCUCCCCUGCGAACCCAACCUCUGCAAGGGUCUCGAACUCCAAAAACUGAUCGACUCUCAUCCAUGGGAACAAGUCAUAUACAUGGGCGAUGCCAGUAAUGACUUUUGCCCGUCCACACAUUUGAGUAGAGAGCGCGGGGAUUUAGUCCUGGCGAGACGUGGGCUUUCGUUGGAGCAAAGGAUCAAGGAACGGCCGGAGCUGGUCAAGGCAGAGAUUGUUUAUUGGCAGGAUGCGCAGGAUGUUUUGGAGGUUACGAAAGAUAUUUUCUUUGGACGCGAUCGGACAGCGACUGCGUUGGGUUCGUUCUUUGGUUCUACGGCUGCUUCUUCUACUACCUCGCUGUCGACUGUGGUCGAUUCGUCGUCGUUAUCGGUUGUCGCUUCACCUGUCGAUGAGGUCAAGCCUUCGUCGACGCAGGUUCUUUCUGCGGUCGAGUCGUCCGACUCCAAGAUGUUUGCUCAGGCUUUGAAGGCCUAG